AUGGAAAUCCCCAGGUCCUGCCCUCUUCCUUUGGCUGCCCUACUUUCAGCCUGUGCCAGUAGCAGCGGUGUUGAUGACGGGAUUGCUGAUGGCCUCUUUCACGCGCCGGCGUCAGUCGUCAAUCGCAAGAGUGUCCAGUCGAACCUAACGCCGCGGCCUCCGACAGGAACUCGAAGUGGAAGUCCGGGUGCAAUAUUUCCAAGCACAGAGUGGAAGUUGGAAACGGUGCUGAUGGCGCGUAUUGUGGGCGCUAGCACUAACGCGCUGCUUGGCCAAUGGAGGCGCUCGCCUUUCAGGGCAACCCGUGUUUCGACGUUCUCACUGCAACCCAGCACAGGACAGCCAGGCAGGACAGUGCCCCUGGAGGGUCAGCCGGGCGGGGCCAAGAGGGGACCUACGGAAGGGGCGGAGAGCGGGACGAGGAGGUGGGGCGGGGCUACAAUAGGUGUCCGAUUCAGCCUCGAGUGA
Molecule: messenger RNA, 468 nt
Organism: Neurospora tetrasperma FGSC 2508
Lineage: Eukaryota; Fungi; Ascomycota; Sordariomycetes; Sordariales; Sordariaceae
Exons: 3
Coding region: 1-468 (155 amino acids)
Source: RefSeq, a predicted model, not a curated record